AUGGAUUAUCAAAUAAGACCAAAUUCAAUAAAUAGAAUUAGAAGUAAUUCAAUUGAUACUUCAAUAUUAUUAUGUAAUACAUGUAAUUGUAUAGAUAACAACACUAGCAAUUUUGCUCAACCAACUCCAUUAAAUUCAUCAUCAUCAGAAUCUUCAGAAUUAAAAUCAUCAUCAUUUUUUGGUGAGAAUAUACCAACAUUACAAGAAUUAUUAGUAAAUGAAGACCUAGUAAAUGAGAAUGAACAUAAUUUAACUGUUCAUAGUUUUUUAAAUUAUCUUAAAACUUUACAUUGUAAUGAAAAUUUAGAAUUUAUAUUAGAUUUAAAUUAUUUUAUAACAUUAUUAACUAAUACCACAACUGAUUCAUCAAUUAAGGAAAAUUGGAUAAAUUUAUAUAAAAAAUAUUUUCAAAUCAAUUCAGAAUUUGAAAUUAAUUUACCUUGUUCAUUAUCAAAUCAAUUAAAAUUAAAUGAAUUACCAUCUAUAACAACUUUAAAUUUAUGUAAAAAUUAUAUUAUUAAUGAAAUAUUGAUUAAUUUAUAUUUAAAAUUUAUAAAGUAUCAAAAUCAUCAGAACCAUCAAAAUCAACAAAAUUAUAAAUUUCAAACUGAUCAUUCUAUAAUUAGAAGAAAAUCAGAACAAAUUACACAUACUAAUUCUACAACCACAGUGCAAAAUAAUUCAUUACCAAAUAAUAAUAUACGAUUACAAAGAUCAAAUACAACUAUCCCUUCAAAACAAAAUUUACCAAUAACUCCACCAAUAUCACCUCCAUUACCACAACUUAUAAAUUCAAAAUCACCUAGUAAUCAUAAACAUAACAAGAUAAUAGGUUAUGAUUAUUAUUCAAUUCCAUUAGAAUUAGAAUCAUCAUCAAGUAAUUCUUCAAAUGAAGAUCAAGAAGAAACAAAUACACCAAGAACAACAAGAAAUAAUUCAACAUCAUCAAAUAAUAAUACUGGUGGUUCAAUAUUAAAUAAAAAUUUAAAUAAUAUGGUUGAUAAUUCUUUAAAUUAUUUAAAUAAAAUGAAAAAAUUUAAAUUUAGAAGGUUUAGUAAUGAUAAUGAUUAUUAA
This is a messenger RNA of Lodderomyces pseudojiufengensis, 1074 nucleotides long. It is a transcript of the gene RGS2, whose product is annotated as GTPase-activating protein. The coding region runs from base 1 to 1074 and encodes 357 amino acids. The transcript has a single exon. The record is from RefSeq and is a predicted model, not a curated record. Lineage: Eukaryota; Fungi; Ascomycota; Pichiomycetes; Serinales; Debaryomycetaceae.